Colletotrichum orchidophilum is the source of this 2691-nucleotide messenger RNA. RefSeq names its product kelch domain-containing protein. The transcript is spliced from 4 exons. NCBI's taxonomy places the organism in Eukaryota, Fungi, Ascomycota, Sordariomycetes, Glomerellales, Glomerellaceae. Gene Ontology annotation, molecular function: protein binding. Bases 1 to 2691 code for a protein of 896 amino acids. The record is from RefSeq and is a predicted model, not a curated record.
AUGUCCUUUGUAAACCUCUCCCGCCCCCCUCUCGACCAUCGCCCCCCUCUCGACCAUCGCCCUCAUAGCGAUACACACGUCCGACCCAAGUUCAAUUCGCAAAACACAUCUGACCGUCUAAGAGAAGGGUCAGGUCUGCGACCCAAGCCGUAUCCAAUGGUCAGCAACAUCAAAAAGGGCAGGAAAUCGGUUUUCAAGGAGCUGGGACUGGACGACGACUUCAGCGACGAUUGCAGCUCGCCCGUCGCUGAGAGUUUUCAACAGUCCUGCGGCCGACAGGAAUCGAUGGCCGGCGAGAAGGAAUUUGGAGAUGUGCCUGGGCGGGGGGAAUCGAAACGCUACGGCACUUCCAACGAUGACGAAGACGAUGUAGAAGAUGACGGCGAUGGGGACCGCAGACGUUCCGAGACUGACCAGCGCGAGACGGCGGCCGAGUCCAGACAGCCGAGCUCAAGUCAAGCUGUGAAGCUGUCUUGGUACAGCAAGCUCUCCCAAGGUUAUCGACGGCCGAGGAUCAAGACGGUCUCUAGCGCACCACCGCCAACGAUCUCCAGUCUGCAGCGGCUCGGCAUGAUUGCCAUGCUCAUCGCGGUCAUCAUUCCGGCAUUCAGUUAUAACAAUGGUCGCCAGAAAAUUGAGAGCGGGGCGGUCGCUGGUGUUAUACGGCCCCGAGCAACGUCGCCGACGAACGUUUGUCUGAGAUGGGCUCAGCAGGCGGCUUUACUUAACGGGACCCUUUACAUGUACGGAGGUCAAUCCAAGACGGAGGCUUCGCAAACCGUCAACACUUGGAACAAUGACUUCCUCACACUCGACCUGAAAAGGUCAUGGGACACGAAAUCGCCCUCUAUGAAGGGUAUGACGAUACCCAAUGGCCCUCCCGCAGUCGCAAACGGCUACUUGUGGCACGACUACGACUAUCUCUACCUCUACGGCGGUCAAUUCGCGGACAACGACGGCGCAGAAGGCACGUAUGCCACGGUUGCUCCCAUGUCAAUCUGGCGAUACUCCGUCAAGGACAGCUCCUGGCUCGAAUUCAGCGACCCCCGCACAUCGGCCGGAAACUACUCAACUGCGGCCAACACCCCCGUUCAACGCUCCGCCGAGGGCGCCGGCAUAUCAGUGCCCGAGCUCGGGCUGAGCUGGUACUUUGGCGGCCACCUCGACUGGCUGACCACCGCGGGCUGGUCGACUCAGACUCCGAGGGUGUACCUCAAGAGUCUGUUGGAGUUCACUCACCCUGGGUUCCUAAACACCGGGGUCGACGCCCUUCGGGCUGCCGGCGCUGCCGACGGCGGGGUCUUUCGCAACGUCACCGAGGGCGGAUUGCAGGAAACCGACGCGUUCCCGGAACGAGCUGACGGUGUCUUGGUUUUUGUGCCCGGGUGGGGUGCCAGAGGCGUGUUGGUCGGCAUGGCGGGAGGUUCCGACAAGACGUUUGUCGACGACCUCGGCACCCUUGACGUCUACGAUAUCGCCACGUCCGAGUGGUAUCAUCAGAGGACGACGGGCGACACCCCAUCCGUCCGCGUCAACCCAUGCGCCGCUAUCGCGAGCGCCCCGGACGCCUCGAGCUUCCAGAUCUAUUUCUUCGGCGGCCAGAAUCUGCAGCCCUUUGGCAACCAGACACAGUACAACGACAUGUACAUCCUUUCCAUCCCCGCCUUCGCCUGGAUCAAAGUCGACGCAACCGACGGCGUCCCCGCCCCCCGCGCCGGCCACACCUGCACCAUGCGCGACGGCCAAAUCAUCGUAGCCGGCGGCUACCUUGGCUCCGACGCCGGCUGCGAAUCUCCUGGCGUCUUCGUCUUCGACGCGAGCAACCUACAGUGGAACAGCGGCUUUGUGUCCGGUGCCCACGCGGCGGACUUCAGCUCCGAAAACUCCGUCCUGGCCGGGUCCUACGGCUACAAGGUCCCCGGCAAAGUCCAGAGCGUCAUCGGCGGCAGCUCCGAGGGCGGGGCCACCGCCACGACACCCGCGGCCGGUCCGGCUACGGGUGGGCCGUUCAAGACGGGUACGCCGCCCGUUUUUACCGUCACACAGGGUGGCGCAACGGCUACUGUUACGGGCGUGGGACCUACGAGCACGGCUGCGGGCCCAGCGCCGACAAAGGAGGAUGGAGGCGGAACGAACCCUGGUCUCAUCGCGGCGGGCGUCAUUGCCGGUAUACUGGGUGCGCUGGCCGCGUACCUCGGCUUCUGCGCGUGGUUGUACCGUCGCCAGGUCGCCGCCUACAAGCAGCACCUGUCGCAGGUGAACCGGUACUCGGGUGCCAGCUCCACGCACUUUGGGGCGGCGGGCUUCUUUGGCGGGAAUCGCGGCGAGGAGAGGAGGGAGCGCGGUCACCGCCGUGAUACCAGUACCGUCAGUGACGAAUCCUUUUCGUGGGUCGGCACCGGCGUUGAACCCAAAUGGAUGACGGACGAUCCGGCCCCGGGCUUUGGAUCCGGCGGCAUGGCCAGCGGUAGCGGCGCCGCCGGCGGUCUGAAGCGGAAGAGCGAGGACGUGAGGACGUUCAAGAGCGGGCCGAGUGGGAAUGAUCCGCGCACGAGCUCGAGCAGGCGCGACAACACGGAUAACGAGAGCGUUUCUAGCACGGAGCAGCUGCUAGAUGGGCAGGAGCCGAGUUUCUUCUCGGUCGUCAUGGGGCCUAGACGGGCUUUGCGGGUUGUCAACAGCACCGAGUAA